Messenger RNA from Diatraea saccharalis (sugarcane borer), 2178 nucleotides. The record is from the annotation of a GenBank genome assembly. Lineage: Eukaryota; Metazoa; Arthropoda; Insecta; Lepidoptera; Crambidae.
AUGUUAGAAAUAGAAAAGUCAUUCGGUAGCAAUAUCUGUAGAUGUACUGGCUAUAGACCAAUUCUGCAAGCAUUUAAAAAGUUUGCUAAGGAUGCUCCGAAUUCCUUAAUUGCUGACAUCGAAGACUUGAAAAUUUGUGAGAAGACAAAUAAAAUUUGUAAUAAUUCCUGUGACGCCGACGAUUGGUGUUUUGUGUCAGAUAAUCUGAAUCAAAAUAACGUUAUCAAAAUAACUUUAAAAGAUGGCAAGAAAUGGUUCAGAGUAACGAAGACUUCUGAUAUAUUUGAUAUUUGGAAAACUGAAGGCAACGCUGAUUAUAUGUUGGUUGCGGGACAUACCUCAAUAGGUGCCGUUCCUAUUGAUGAAUAUCCACCCGUAUUGAUUGAUAUUACAAGCAUUUCUGAAUUAAAAGGACACGAAUUUGAUCAAAAUUUAAUGAUUGGAGCUUGUACAACUCUCACAGAAGUCAUUGAUAUAUUCGAAAAUAAUUCAAAAAAAGAUAAUUUUGCUUAUCUAAAAAAGCUUAAAGAACACAUUGAUAAAAUAGCACAUAUCCUCGUAAGAAAUGUGGGAACGAUUGCUGGUAAUUUAAUGUUAAAACAUCACAAUAAAGAUUUCCCUUCUGAUGUAUUUCUGAUGUUAGAAACGGUUGGUGCAUAUCUAACAAUACUUGAUGCGCCAGGUUCUAAAAAAGUCAUAUCUAUGGAAGAAUUCAUCAGUACUGACAUGAAGGGAAAACUAAUUUAUAAUAUAUUACUGCCGCCGUUAAAUGAUAAUGAAUUCAAUUUGGUAACAUUCAAAAUCAUGCCUCGUGCCCAAAGUGCACAUGCAAUAGUGAAUGCUGGCCUUCUAUGCCAAGUUCAAACAACGGAUAAUACAGUCAAAGAAAUUCGCGUAGUAUUUAGUGGAUUGACUCCACCAUAUUCAAGAGCAACAAAGACAGAGAAUUAUCUGAAAGGAAAACCGCUUUUUGAGAAUGAUACCUUGCAGGGUGCUUUGAAAAUAUUGGAUCAAGAACUAGUCGCAACGGAAAAUCCACCAGCUCCUUCUGCUAAUUAUAGGAAACAAUUAGCGUUGGCUUUAUUUUAUAAGGGGCUUUUGACGCUAUGUCCAUCAGAAAAGCUGAAAGUACAAUAUCGCUCUGGAGUUAUAGAUCUUCAUGAUUCGAGGCCCGUGUCGACUGCAAGUCAAGACUAUAGCAUCGAUGAAAAAGUUUUCCCAUUAAAUAAACCAAUACAGAAAGUAGAAGCUUUGUGUCAAACUUCGGGAGAAGCUAUAUAUACAGAUGAUAUGCUAUCCAUGCCUGGGGAGGUGUUUGGUGCCUUAGUAUUGAGUACUGUUGCCCAAGGGACUAUAAAAUCUAUAGAAGCCAGUGAUGCAUUGAAAGUUCCUGGUGUAAUAGCAUUUUAUUCAGCCAAGGACAUUCCCGGGAAAAAUUCGUUUAUAGAGAAGGGCGUAAUUGCAUUUAUAGGCGAUGAAGAAAUAUUUUGCAGUGAAAAAAUUAAAUACUAUAAUCAGCCAAUAGGAAUAGUCGUAGCAGAAUCAACAGCUAUAGCCGAAAGAGCCGCAAAAAUGGUUAAAGUUCAAUAUGGCGAUGUUUCGAAACCAGUAAUUGAUAUAAAAGAUGUAAGAAAAGACACAUCAAGAACUAAGAUGUUUUUGCCGCUUCCAGCUUUAGGAAGAGGAUUAUUCGUAGACAAAGUUUUUAAAAAUAACUAUACUAUUUAUGGACAGUACCAUUUUAGUAUGGAGAAUAUCAAAUGUGUAGCACGACCAUCGGAGCAGGGGUUGGAAGUAUUCGCAACCACACAGUGGAUCGAUGCAGUAAGAUAUAAUGUAGCCCGUGCGUUGAAAAUAGAUGAAAAUAGCGUGGAUGUAUUUACGCCACGAUUGGGUGGAGCAUUUGGUAUAAAAAUAACUCGUGCUACGUUAUCUGCAGUCGCUUGCAGCCUUGCUGCUUAUAAGUUGAAUAAGCCCUGUCGUCUUAUUCCAUCACUUUCUAACACCACCAGAUCACUUGGAAAGAGAUUUCCAUGCUCUGCUGAUGUUGAGGUAAAGUUAAGAUUAUUAUUUAUAUUAACAUCUAUGAAAAAGAUUUUCUUUGGUUCUGCUGAAGGUUAUUAUUUGAAUCAUAACCUAUCAAUGGGCCGACAUACCAUCACAAUGCUUUCACGAUAA